Trichomycterus rosablanca is the source of this 1513-nucleotide messenger RNA. It is a transcript of the gene cd9a, whose product is annotated as CD9 molecule a. The record is from RefSeq and is a predicted model, not a curated record. The transcript is spliced from 8 exons. Bases 70 to 750 code for a protein of 226 amino acids. Gene Ontology annotation, cellular component: plasma membrane. NCBI's taxonomy places the organism in Eukaryota, Metazoa, Chordata, Actinopteri, Siluriformes, Trichomycteridae.
UUAAGUAAUAUUUAAUAUCGUUUUUGGAAGACUGGCUUUCAACGCGUAUAUCGCUGAACCUGCAGCAAAAUGGGGUGCUUUGACAUUAUUAAAUACAUGGUGUAUAUCUUCAACGUCCUUUACUGGCUGGCAGGAACAGGUGUGCUAGCUGUGGGUCUGUGGUUGAGGUUUGAUCACAGGACUAGGAACCUGUUUGUGGCUGAAGACGCUCCAAGUGGAUUCUAUGUUGUUGUGUGUAUCCUCAUAGCAACAGGAGGGCUGAUGAUGUUGGUGGGGUUCCUUGGUUGUUGCGGAGCCAUACAGGAGUCCAUGUGCAUGCUGGGACUGUUCUUCUCCUUCCUCUUGCUUAUCUUCACUGUGGAAUUAGCAGUUGGCAUUUGGGGAUUUUCCGUUCAGAGCAAGGUUGUUGAUGAUGUAACUCAGUUCUACAAGCAAACGUACGACAAGUAUAAACAGGACAAGGAAGAAGCUUUAAAAGAAAUACUGCAUCUCAUUCAAUAUGGGCUGAACUGCUGUGGACCCUUCAGCACACCUGAAGACCUUGAGACUCCCGAAGAGACCUGCCCAAAACGAGAGGGAUUGGAUGUGCUUAUCACCAAGAGCUGCCCUGAUGCUAUAGAGAAAUUCUUCACCUCUAAACUGCAUAUUAUUGGAGCUGUUGCCAUUGGAGUUGGAGUGAUUAUGAUCCUGGGCAUGAUCUUUAGCAUGCUGCUAUGCUGUGCCAUCAGGAAGACCCAGGAGAUCGUGUGAGGGCUGGCUUACCUAGAAAGCUUUUAUGUCAGUGUUGCAUGAUCCAGCAUUCUUCCCAGUGUACUCACCAUAACCUCAACAGCUAUAUUGAGAUCAUGCAGUGCAGACACUGCCUUUGUCUGAUUGGUGCAAAUUCACUGUUUAGUAGUAUGGCAGGUUCAUAUUGUGAGUAAUGGGUCAGUAGAUUUUAUAGGUGUUUUAAAAUUCAGUGUAAAACAAAACUUGUAUAUACAACCCCAAAUCAGAAAAAGUUGGGACAGUAUGGAAAAUGCAUUUAAAGUGCAUUGUUUCUUACAUUUACUUUGACCUUUAUUUCAUUGCAGACAGUAUAAACCCAAGAUAUUUCAUGUUUUGUCUGGUCAAAGUCAUUCCUAUAUUUCAGGCCUGUAACACAUUCCAACAAAAGUUGGGAUGGGAGCAAUUUAGGGCUAGUACUGACAUGAAAAGGUGAUUUUAAACAGAUGAUUGUAAUCAAGAUUUGGAACAAAUGCAGUAUUCAUGAAGGCUGAGUUCUUAAAAAGCCCAGAUGAGCAGAGAAUCUCUUCUGCACUCCUUCUACAGUGCAUAAUAUCAUUAAACGAAUAAAGGAAUCUGGAGAAAUUUAGCCUUACCUAAACACUUUUUUGCAUUUUCCAUGCUGUUCCAACUUUUUCUAAUUUGGAGAUAUAUUUGUAAAUAUUCAUGACAGACCUAAAUGUGAUGUUUCUUUUGUGGUAUUUGCUGUCUUGUUUGUAUUGAUAUAAAGUAAUUUGAACUUUUAAAA